GCUUGCUUGUUCUCGGCUACAUCUGGAGCCAUGACUCCUCGCAUGGUCCAUCAUGCAGCUCACUCAGUAGCGCAAAGCUUAAAUUCCCGUCGGCGAUGGCGUCAAAUAGGAGAAAUAAUAGCGGUCGUACCCGCUGCCGUUGCUUAUGUGGACAACGGGGUCCAUUAUGUCUCCAUGCCGCUUGUGAAUUACGCCACCGCCUCACUUGCUCCAAUGGAGACUGGGCACCGAAAAGCUGGGUUUGCAACGUUGCCAAUAUUGACCCAAUGACCCCGAUUCAACAGCACUGAGGUCGGCGAGAUAACCACCCGGCAGCUACAUGGAUUCCGAAAGCCAUACAUGGAUAGGGUGUCAUUCCCGAUGCCCAGUUACAGUGUUG
Messenger RNA from Westerdykella ornata, 379 nucleotides. RefSeq lists its product as uncharacterized. The record is from RefSeq and is a predicted model, not a curated record. The transcript is spliced from 2 exons. The coding region runs from base 96 to 290 and encodes 64 amino acids. NCBI's taxonomy places the organism in Eukaryota, Fungi, Ascomycota, Dothideomycetes, Pleosporales, Sporormiaceae.